UUGAAGAAGAAGAAUAAGCUAUAAUAAUGCUGUGUGUUUCUCAGCAUAGUCAUCACGUUUUUUUUUUCGAAAAAAAAAACCCAGCAUCUGGGGCUGUUUCUUAUUCCAGCUUGUGAUUACGGCGAGCAUAGAUACGUCCCGUAGUAGUGAUGGGCUACUAUUUCCUUCUUGGCACGGUUCCCUCUUCUGUUUACUUUUGGCUUUCUUCGCUUUUCUUCUUCUUUUUCUUUUCUUCUUCUUCUUCCCCUUUCCACACAUGAACCGCCAUUCGAUGUUUUCGCAACAGACGCCCCCGCAACGAGCACGCACAGCACCCAUAUCUGGCGGUGGUGGCGAUCCUAUGUAUUCCAUGAUGGGUGGUGGUGGCGGCGGCGGCGGCGGCGGUGGUAUGAACGACCAUCAUUACGGCGGCAACCAACACGGCCGGAACGGAAACGGCGGAGGCGGCAUGAUGAGCAGAAAUUCAAUGGACGGAUUACGGCAGAAACUUCGAGACCACGCCGGCUUCAACUCGAUGGAUUCUUCAUACGGCAAAUCCGGCAGCGGAGGAGGAGGAGGAGCAGGCGGCGGCGGCGGAGGAGGCGGUGGUGGUGGUAGCGGUAACCAUCACUACGGGAACGGUAACGGCGGAGGCGGACAUCAAGGCCGGAACAAUAAUAACAUGAUGCAGCAAUCUUCGAUGAUGCCAUUUGGCGCCAAUUCCCGGAACGAUUCUUUCUAUGGUCAGCAGAGCCAUAAUCAUCGAUCACACAGCGGCUCGCACAAGCGCAAUCUAUCCGGCGGUGGAGGAAUGGCCAGAGGCGGCGGCGGCGGAGGAGGAGGAGGAGCCGAUGGCAUGAUGAUGAUGGGCGGUAUGUGUGGCGGAGGAAUGAUGCCGUCCUCGACGUCCGGAAUGAUGAUGCAGCAGCCGUUUAUGAACCCGUCGUCGUCGAUGAUGAUGAUGCAGCAACAGCAACCAAUGAUGGGCGCGGGCAUGAUGGGCGGCUUUUCCGGCGGCAGCAGCGGUUAUGGUGGAGCCUACGGUUGUGGUGGUAUGAUGUACAACAACGAGCCGGGACUUGAUUCUAUGCAUUAUCAGCAGCCUCCAUCGCUGUACCACCAGCAGUAUGGCGCCCUGAUGGAUCAAAUGAUGCCUUCUCAAUUUAAUUCGUACGGUGCCAGUCCUUACCAGAUGCAUAUGCCCAUGAACGGCAUGUACGGUUCCGGUGGAGGAAUGCGGGGUUAUCAUCACCAGUCGUCGCCCAUGAUGAUGCCCUACGAUAUGAUGGAUCAACAGCCACCGUUUUUACAAGGAGCUGCUGGCGGUGGAUAUGGGGCGGGUGGUCUUCACUCCAUGUCGAGCUACGGCGGAGGCUACGGCGGCGGUGGUGGUGGUGGUGGCAUGAUGCCAAUGAUGGGUCACAACGGAUACGCUUCCAGAUUCUAUUAGACGAUAGCGCUAGUAUGUAACGAAAAGCAGUGAGAAAGAAAAAAAGAAACGUUCUCACGGCGUAUUAGCGACUGCCACUGUAUCUACUGUACAUAAUAUCUUACUCUUUAUUAUAAACUUCCUUUCUUCCUUUUUGGUUCCAUCACGCGGCACUGUGUGAUCU
This is a messenger RNA of Zychaea mexicana, 1592 nucleotides long. RefSeq lists its product as uncharacterized. The transcript has 2 exons. The record is from RefSeq and is a predicted model, not a curated record. Lineage: Eukaryota; Fungi; Mucoromycota; Mucoromycetes; Mucorales; Lichtheimiaceae. The coding region runs from base 257 to 1429 and encodes 390 amino acids.